AUGGUGAGCCGAAUGGGGUGGGGGGGGAGCAGGGGGCAGCUGGGGCGGUGGGGAGACCUGGGGCCCAGCUCAGUGCCUCUGCUCCCCAUGCCACUGCCUCCUCCUGCUCCUCCUUGUCGGGGGCCUGGGGGAGGGAGGAUCUCUGUCUUCUCUCUGUCACCUGCUCCUCAUUCAAGAAGCUCCCCCUCUUCACUGUUCCCUCCUGUCCUGGGGUCCCCUUGCCCUGCACUGCAGGGGACAGGGACUUCUCAGUCUCGACACAGUGUCCUCCCUACCCCAGCCACCCCCUCACCUCAGACACAGCCUGCAAUGACAUCCACCUCUGUCCCCUCUUGGGGAUCCCACUCCACCCCAUCCCUGGCCUCGGUCACUCCCCCUCCCUCACGUUGGUGCCCCCAGGACCCUCCUGGGCUGCGGAUAGGUCCUCUGAUCCCUGAGCAGGAUUAUGACCAACUGGUGGACUGUGACCCUGAGGGAUCCCAAGACUCACCCCUCCAUGGGGAGGACCAGCAACCCCUGCUUCAUGUGCCUGAAGGGCUCCGGGGCUCCUGGCAUCACAUCCAGAACCUGGACAGCUUCUUCACCAAGAUCUACAGUUACCACCAGCGGAAUGGCUUCGCCUGUAUCCUGCUAGAGGAUGUCUUCCAGCUGGGACAAUUCAUCUUCAUUGUCACCUUCACAACCUUCCUCCUUCGCUGUGUCAAUUACAAUGUUCUCUUUGCCAACCAACCAAAUAACCGUACAAGACCUGGGCCAUUCCACAGCAAAGUGACCUUGUCAGAUGCCAUCUUACCCUCAGCCCAGUGUGCAGAGAGGAUCCACGACAGCCCCCUGCUGGUCUUCCUCCUGGUCCUGGCUGCUGGCUUCUGGCUGUUCCAGCUGCUUCGCUCAGUCUGCAACCUCUUCAACUACUGGGACAUCCAGGUGUUUUACAGGGAGGCCCUACACAUCUCCCCGGAGGAGCUCAGCUCGGUGCCCUGGGCAGAGGUGCAGUCACGCCUUCUGGAACUGCAGCGGAGCGGAGGAUUGUGCGUGCAGCCGCGGCCGCUGACAGAGCUGGAUGUCCACCACCGCAUCUUGCGCUACACCAACUACCAGGUGGCGCUGGCCAACAAGGGCCUGCUGCCGGCCCGCUGCCCGCUGCCUUGGGGAGGCAGUGCAGCUUUCCUUAGUCGCGGCUUGGCGCUCAACAUCGACUUGCUCCUCUUUCGCGGUCCCUUCUCCCUCUUCCGCGGGGGCUGGGAGCUGCCCGACGCCUACAAGCGCAGAGACCAACGGGGCGCCCUCGCUGCGCACUGGGGGCGCACGGUGCUGCUGCUGGCCGCCGUGAACCUGGCGCUGAGUCCGCUGGUGCUGGCCUGGCAGGUGUUGCACGCCUUCUACAGCCACGUGGAGCUGCUGCGGCGCGAGCCCGGCGCGUUCGGGACUCGCCGUUGGUCCCGCCUGGCGCGCUUGCAGCUGCGCCACUUCAACGAGCUGCCGCACGAGCUGCGUGCUCGCCUGGCCCGCGCCUACCGGCCGGCUGCCGCCUUCCUGCGUGCGGCCGAGCCUCCUGCGCCUCUGCGUGCGCUGCUGGCCCGCCAGCUCGUCUUCUUCGCCGGAGCGCUCUUUGCCGCGUUACUGGUGCUCACUGUCUACGACGAGGACGUGCUUGCCGUGGAGCACGUGCUCACCACCAUGACAGCGCUCGGGGUCUUGGCCACCGUAGCAAGAUCUUUCAUUCCUGAAGAGCAAUGCCAGGGGCGUUCCCCUCAGCUCCUGCUGCAGGCGGCCCUGGCCCACAUGCACUACCUCCCGGAGGAGCCUGGCGCGGGCUGCAGGGCCAGCGCCUACUGGCAGAUGGCGAAGCUGCUGCAGUACCGAGCGGUCUCCCUUCUGGAGGAGCUCCUGUCCCCCCUCCUUACCCCGCUGUUUCUGCUCUUCUGGUUCCGACCUCGUGCUCUGGAGAUUAUUGACUUUUUUCAUCACUUCACCGUGGAUGUGGCCGGUGUUGGGGACAUCUGUUCCUGCCUUAUGGAUGUGAAGCGCCAUGGCCACCCUCAGUGGCUCUCUGAGGGACAGACCGAGGCCUCAUUGUCUCAACGUGCUGAGGACGGAAAGACAGAGCUCUCCUUGAUGAGGUUCUCCCUAGCACAUCCACAAUGGCGCCCUCCAGGGCACAGCUCUAAGUUCCUUGGGCAGCUUCGGGGCCGUGUACAACAAGAUGCAGCUGCCUGGGGUGGUACCUCAGCCCGCAGCCCCCCAACCUCGGGGGUGCUCAGUGACUGCACCUCACCUCUGCCGGAAGCCUUCCUGGCCAACCUCUUGCCCCCGAGGGACCUGAGCCCCACAGCCCCCUGCCCAGCUGCUGCUACUGCCAGCCUCCUUGCCUCCAUUUCCCGCAUUGCCCAGGACUCCAGUUGUGUGUCCCCAGGAGGCACUGGGGGCCAGAAGCUGGCCCAGCUCCCAGAGCUUGCUUCUGCUGAAAUGAGUCUUCAUGCCAUCUAUCUGCACCAGCUUCAUCAGCAGCAGCAGCAAGAACUGUGGGGGGAGGCUUCAGCCUCCUCCCCAUCCAGGCCCUGGUCCAGCCCCUCGCAGCCAGCCUCACCUGAAGAGGAGAAGCCAUCUUGGUCAAGUGAUGGUUCCAGUCCUGCCUCCAGUCCCAGACAGCAGUGGGGAACCCAGAGGGCCCAGGCUCUGUUCCUAGAAUUUCAGGAGACCACAGAUCCCCAGAAAGAGCCUGGCCAUACCCCUUGCACUGACUGA
Messenger RNA from Castor canadensis (American beaver), 2745 nucleotides. It is a transcript of the gene Atg9b, whose product is annotated as autophagy related 9B. The record is from RefSeq and is a predicted model, not a curated record. Gene Ontology annotation, biological process: piecemeal microautophagy of the nucleus; autophagy of mitochondrion; reticulophagy. Gene Ontology annotation, cellular component: phagophore assembly site; autophagosome. Lineage: Eukaryota; Metazoa; Chordata; Mammalia; Rodentia; Castoridae.